GCCGCGGGUUUGGCUGGGGGGGGGCGCCGUCCCCGCCAUGCUGAGGGCGAAGGUGCUGCUGGUGGGGCCCCACGAGUCUGGAAAGUCGGUGUUGGCAAACUUCGUGUCGGAGAGCACGGAAGGGAUCGGCAGCUACAGCCCGACCCAGGGGGUGAGGAUUCUGGAGUAUGAGAAGCCAAACCUCAAUGGGAACAACAAGGGAGCUGGGUGUCGAUUCGAGCUGUGGGAUUGCAGUGGUGAUCAAAAGUUUGAAACUUGCUGGCCAGCUCUGAUGAAGGAUUCUCAUGGUGUAAUAAUAAUCUUCAACCCUGAGCUGCCCAGUCACCUGAAAGAAAUCGAAAUGUGGUACUCGUGCUUUGUGCAGCAGCAGCCACUGCUUGAUAGUCAGUGUCUCCUGGUGGCACAUCACAAGCCAGGCAGUGCAGGGGACACAGAAAACCUGUCCUUAGCUUAUCCACUGAACAAGCUAAAACUGAUACAUUCCAACUUGGAGGAAGAUCCUGAAGAUGUUCGGAUGGAAUUUAUCAAGUACUUCAGAAGCAUUAUCACUAUAAUGAACGAAAGCAGAGAGAGGGAAGAAAUGUCAAUUAUCUCACAAUGUUAAAAAAAUACUGAAUCAUGGAAAAAAGGUAUACUUUUCUCUUUGUAAGCUAUCCUAGCUUGUGAACAGACCUUUCCAAGGAGACUUUGCCAGCCUGUUAACACUUCAGCCUAUAAAAAACUGCUGGCAUCAGGUGAACUGUGGUACUGAGGAGAUGGGUGCAMGUCCAGGAAUUUGAGCAACUUUGUAGCUGCACUUUGGCAUCAGAGGCACAGGAAGGUGGUGUUUUUUAUAUUAGUGUGGACCAAAAUAUAAAGAUUGGGUCACGUCUUUAGAAUUCCUUUGUGCAGGGGUGCUUGGAGAAGAGAGCCUGGCAGAACAUAAGAUUGUGGAGUUCUGCUGAACUGUGUGRGUAAAGUGUGCAUGUUAGGUGGGUUCCUGGAGAAGUUUUGCCUUUGGGAGUCAGUACAAACUGAUUGGAAUAGAAAUCUGAGAAGUAGUCAUGGUGUGGGAUCCACUAUUUUAUGUUCUAAGUUGCCCUUGUCUUUCUCUUGAAGAGAGCACAUUGKGCAGCCAUUGCCUUGGCAGGACUGAGCAGGUUGCAGUCUUUCUCAGGACUACGUUUUUCUCCUAUUCCACCAAAAUAAACAURUUGUGAGGACAGUGUUUAGGUCUCUCUGGGAGGAAGGAAUUGAAAUCUUUCUUUAGUGCAAUAUUUUGACUUAUGUCAGGAGCUCCAAUAAGUUCUGCAUUCUUCAGAGAAGAAAAAGCUGUUUUGAAACUUUUAGUGUUCCCUGUUGCAUUGAAAUAAGUGGUUUCAUAGAUAAUUUAGUUUCUGAUUUGUUUGGUUUGCCCUCAUACUUGUUCUUAGUGUGUUUUGCUGUGGAAGACAUUUUUUUGUAACGUGCAUUACUAAGGCAAUAAAAACGUUUUAAAAAUGCA
Malurus melanocephalus (red-backed fairy wren) is the source of this 1483-nucleotide messenger RNA. RefSeq names its product intraflagellar transport 22 (gene IFT22). The transcript has 5 exons. Gene Ontology annotation, biological process: intracellular protein transport. Gene Ontology annotation, cellular component: endomembrane system. NCBI's taxonomy places the organism in Eukaryota, Metazoa, Chordata, Aves, Passeriformes, Maluridae. Gene Ontology annotation, molecular function: GTPase activity. The record is from RefSeq and is a predicted model, not a curated record. Bases 38 to 604 code for a protein of 188 amino acids.